This is a messenger RNA of Drosophila santomea, 2589 nucleotides long. RefSeq names its product tryptophan 5-hydroxylase 1 (gene Trhn). Bases 708 to 2384 code for a protein of 558 amino acids. Gene Ontology annotation, cellular component: neuron projection. The transcript has 7 exons. The record is from RefSeq and is a predicted model, not a curated record. Lineage: Eukaryota; Metazoa; Arthropoda; Insecta; Diptera; Drosophilidae. Gene Ontology annotation, biological process: aromatic amino acid metabolic process; serotonin biosynthetic process. Gene Ontology annotation, molecular function: tryptophan 5-monooxygenase activity; iron ion binding.
GGUUUUCCUUACGGUACACUAGUUACUGCCGUACCAGCAUAAAUUAAACGCCUGAAUUUGAAAGUCAAGCGCAAAAGUCUGGCUGUCUGUCUGUCUGUCCAGCAACCCUAGACCCGUGACUUGUUCCUCAUUCGCUUGCAAGUUGUUGCUGCUGAUUAGAAAGUGAAAUUGCGAUCUUACAACGAGAUCUGCAUACCCUGAAAACACUAAUUAUCCUUCUUUACUACAUGCAUACAUCUAUUCUUGUAAUUAACGAACUAUUUAAUUGGCAUUUAAAAUGUAAAUUUAAAUAAAAUUUAUUUAAAUUCAAAACGAAACAAACUAGUCAAGAAGUCAUAAGGACUCCUUAGUGAGGGCACGGUGACGUCAUGCGUUAGCGAUUUGGCCUGACUCCAACAUGAUUUGGCCAAUCAGGAGAUGCCACCCUGAAAGGAGGUGGGUCCUUUUGAAUGGAACAGAAAAACUCACUUGUAGCUUUUAUAUCCUUGAACGAAUUUAUCUCGCCACGCACACUUAAUAAAUACAAUUGAAUAUGUAUAUCCUGUGUGAGUGCGUGUGUGCGAGUCCUGCGGGCUGCCUAUAAAAGGACUCUCGCAUCCGAGGGAUCUUGCAGUUGGCGCUGAGUUGCGCAUACGACGCGUGUGCCCGCGGAAAUCACUAAAGGAGUUCACGGAGUUAAAGGAGUAGCUACCAAGUGCAGUGCAGUGAUGAGUGCUUCCGGCAAGAGUCUUCUGGGCCUGUGGCUCUACAGGAGCGGCGAACAGGAGUGGGCCGUCAAGCAGGGCAGUCCCUUGCACCAGCUGAAAAAGGAUUCUACCACAUCCGGUCCCUCCUCGCAUCCGAGUGUCGCCAGGCACUCGUCCGCUCCGCCGGAGCCGCCAAGGCUGGCCAUCAGUGGUGCUGGUAUUGGUGGUCAGGAUAAUGGAAGACAGCAUUCCCCUGGCGAACGCGUCUCCAUCAUUUUCACCCUGCGCAACCAGGUGGGAAAUCUGGCCAGAGCCCUCCAGGUUUUCCAGGAGCUGGGCAUCAAUGUGCUGCAUUUGGAGCUCUCGCCGCUGGAGAUGGGCACCAACCAGGCCGAUGUCCUCGUGGACGUGGAGUGCGAUCCGCGUCGACUCGACCAGGUGGUCAAGAUGCUCAACCGGGAGGUGGCCUCCGUGAACUACACUUCCGUGAACACCCAGGGUUUGGCCAGGGCGCCGUCGCUAUCGGCGUGCUCCAGUUUUGAUUUCGGGGACAUGGUGUGGUUUCCGCGAAAGAUCUCCGAUCUGGACAAGGCGCAGAAUGUGCUGAUGUACGGCUCGGAGUUGGAUGCCGACCAUCCAGGAUUCAAGGACCCCGUGUACCGUAAGCGGCGGGAGCAGUUCUCUGCCAUAGCCAACAACUUCAAGCAUGGCAACCCCAUUCCUCGUGUGCAAUACACACCUGAGGAGGUGAAAACCUGGGGAACCGUUUUCUUGGAGCUUCAUCGCCUUUACGUGCUGCAUGCCGUGCCCGAGUACAUGGACAACUGGCCGGAGCUGGAGAAGUACUGUGGCUACCGCGAGGACAACGUGCCCCAGCUGCAGGAUGUGAGUGUCUAUCUCAAGCGCAAGACGGGAUUCCAGCUCCGACCCGUGGCGGGCUACCUCUCGCCAAGGGACUUCCUAUCGGGACUCGCCUUCCGCGUGUUCCACUGCACCCAGUACAUCCGGCACUCCUCGGAUCCCUUCUACACGCCAGAGCCGGACUGUUGCCACGAGCUGCUGGGCCACAUGCCCCUGCUGGCCAACUCCAGUUUUGCCCAGUUCUCGCAGGAGAUUGGCCUGGCCUCUUUGGGUGCCAGCGACGCGGACAUCGAGAAGUUGGCUACGCUCUACUUCUUCACUGUGGAGUUUGGGCUGUGCAAACAGCCGGACAGCACUUUUAAGGUUUAUGGCGCCGGACUACUCAGUUCAGUGGCCGAGCUGCAGCAUGCAAUUACGGCGGAGAACAAGAUUAAGAAGUUCGACCCGGAGGUGACGUGCCAGGAGGAGUGCAUCAUCACCUCCUACCAGAAUGCGUACUACUACACCGACUCCUUCGAGGAGGCCAAGGAGCAGAUGAGGGCCUUUGCCGAGAGCAUCCAGCGGCCAUUUGGAGUGCGCUACAACCCGUACACGAUGAGUGUUGAGGUGCUGUCGAAUGCCAAGAAGAUCACGGCGGUGGUCAGCGAACUCAGGGGCGACCUCAGCAUCGUCUGCUCGGCCCUGCGAAAGAUCUCCGCCACGGACGAGAACCUGGAUGUGGACAGCAUCGCCAACAUGCUCCACAACAGCCUCAAUGUGAGAGGUGGCGCUUCCGGCGGAGGCGGAAGUCCGUGCAGCCCGGACAACUCGGACAACUCCACGGCGGAGGGAGACUAGGAAUGGAAGUGGACAGCAAUGAAACCUUAAGGGAACAGAUUACCGGGACCACAAAGCAGUACAAUUCACUUGGAAAAUGAACAUGUUUUUCCUCAACUUUUGAGUAUAAAAAGAAGUGUAAACUGAAGUUCUAUAUAUACAAAGAUAUACUAACAAGCUCAAGUUAUUAAAGCAAAUCUUUUUAUGAAAUCUAAAGUAAAGAAAA